GAGCUUUUCAACUAGGAAAUGUUGAUAAUGUUGUUUAGUUCUUGACGCUCUCGCUCUCAUUUUGCCCAUUGCAUUACUGAGAAUGUUGCAUGCCUGCCUGUUGAUGAUGGGGUGAUGAUGGUUUGCUGUUGUUGUAUUCAAUGGCGCGCUCUACUAUCUCGUUGUGAGUGUAGUGUGUGUGUUCUGUGUGUUUUUUAGCGAAACUGAGACAACAGAAUUGCAUAAAAAACACAGUAAACUGAACUGUGACGUCGCUGCAUUUGCAGCGCAGCUGCAGCGCUGUUGCAACAAAAAACAAAUGCAUUUUUUUAACGUAAAUGUACGAUGUCGGCGUUGAGGUGGCUUACAAAUGGGUGCAAGUUUAUGUACGGAUGUGUGAGUGUGUUGCAGUGGUGAUUUUAAGAACGGAAUAGAAUAGAACUUUAUGUUAAAGGUUGGUCAUGGCUUUUGGCGCGUUGCACGCCGCCAUCGCCGCUGCUGCGUUCAUGGAUAUCUAUAUAUGCAAGUAUGGACGUGAAGCUAAUACGUCACCGUGUCCAUAGUUGUUGUUGUUUUUGGUUCUAGCCGUGGAGUGAGUAAGCCUUUGAGUAUUACGUGUAUAGGUGUGUGUGUGUGUAUGUGUCGAUAUGUUGUUUGGCCGUCGCGUAUAUUGGUUUGUGGGUUCUGUGUGUGAUAUAAUUUUGCAAAUGACUUCGGCGUCGUUAGUCGCAUAAACACAACGCAUCCGAUAUGCAACGGAACGCAUUUUCGGACGCGGCCCGAGUCGAUCCGAGUAGCGUCCGAUCGCGUCUACCAAUAGUUUUGUUUGAAAACAAAUUAAGAAAAAAAAUCAAAGAAAAUCAAAUUUAUUUUGUUUAAUUAAAAAAAAUGCCAACACUACAACAACAAUAGUAAUUACAACAAGAACAACAAUAACACAAAUACACAAUAAAAUAGAAGUACAGUAGAGAAAGGAAACAAAAACAAAAAAGAAAAUUAUCUGUUAAAAAGUGUGAUUUUUUUUUUAAAAUAUUAAAAAGAAAUAAAUUGAGAAAAAAACGAAUAACAACAACCUACAAAAGUGCAAUCAUUAUUAUACUUAACAAUUUUCCAAGUUGUUUAAAUUUUACUUAAAACAAAAAAAAACCAAGAAAACUCAUUUAAUGAAACCAAACCAAGUAAAUCUACCAACAACAACAGUUACAACAACAAUUGCCACAUAUCAUCUGUGAAAAUUCGAUAAAUGCAAAAACGAAAAACUUUGAACAAUUUAAUUUUAUUUCAAUAAAAAUCACUUCAAUUGUGAAAUAACGGCAAUUUUCCAUACAACAAGACAAAUUAUUUAAAAAAAAAGAAGAGAAAAGAAAAACAACAACAGGAGAGGUGGUUAAAAAAGCGUCAUUAAAAAACAAAAGCCCUCGAGUAUAUAAGGCCUGCUGUUGUUUAUAUACAUACCUCUAUAUAUAUAUAUAUAUAUAUGCUGCUAGUAUAUAAACAAUACAUAGGUACGUGAAAUAUUUGGAGAGGGGGUCGCCGGAAUAUUAUCCAUUGCUCCAGCAACGUCCCCAAAUACCCCCCACACACACACAAACAUACAAAGACAAGAACAAUCAUCAGCAUCAUCACCAAGGGAUUGGUGGGUUGGUUCGUUGGUCUGUGUGAUAAUCACACUCACACAUUUCUCAAUAAUAACUACAACAUCAAAAGCAUUAAUCAACCCAACCAUCACAGCAUCAUCACCGCCGAUGAGGGGUAGGUAGGAGGACGCAUUAAAAUCUCCUCUUUACAAAAAAGUAAAACGGUGCUGCAAUUUUUUAAUGCUAUUUCGCCGGAAGUGCGUAAACAAACUGCAAGGCAAACAUUCCAAUAUCUAUCCAGCCUUCCUGUUAUUUCCACUGGAGCUUUUGGCCUUUGGACACCCAAAAAAAAAAACAACAAUAACACUGCUGCAAUCAUCAAGGCAACGCAACGCAACGCAAUUUUUUUGUGCAUUCAUACGCACUGCACAUCAAAACAAGCUUUGGGGCCCGGCGACAGGACAGGAGUGUUGGGGAGGAAUAAAAUAAAAAUCAUCAACACAGCGUCCCCAAAAACAGUGUUUAUCCAACAGCGCCAAUUCCCAACCUUCAAAAACCUUCAGUCGACAACAAACAAGAGACAGUACAGUUCAAUCCAAUAACCCCUCACAGUUUUAACUGUUCUACGCCGAAAUAUAUAAAAAAAUCUUUGGCAUUUACGCACAUUUUUAUACUGCUGCUGUUGUUGUUGCUGCUGCUGCUGCUGUUAUUCGAGAGAUUUUCGUUGUUUUCCUGUCAAUUUUUCUCCCCGAGAGUUGAUGCUGCUGCCGCUGUCGUUGUUAUACCAACAACACAACAAUCAUCAUUAACAUCACCAAACAGGACAAACCGUCCAACACACACACAUACACAAUCAAACGCCAAAAUCCGGGGGAGAACCAACCAACAAAAAACCUCAAGCCAGACAAACGGACACUCCAGAGCUUCAGAGAAUUGCAUAAAAAUUAAAAAAGCUGCAUGAAAACGCAUUGCACUGCUUGUUGUUUCAUCGAAUUCGUUGCGGAAAUAUACAAAAUAUGAUGCUAUGCACAUCAGCGCCUAUGAAGCAUGCUUAGAACGGGUCGCUGAGGAGUUAAUGGGGCGCAGGAAAUGGAAGCAAUAUCAAGAUACAUUAAUGCGAACCCACUUAAAUUCCGACCAAUUUGUCGCAACAAUCGGAGACAGCAAUAUCGAACUGAAGAAAGAGCUGGAUAAGCUGAAGCUGGAUAUUGAGACACUGGAAAUUCACAAAACAUCAACUGCAGUCAAUAACAACAACAACAAUUGUAACCUCGAAGAUAACCACCGCCAAGAAAUCAAUCAGCAACAGCAGAAUAAACAUCACAAUAGCAUUAAACAGGAAGAAAAGGAUAAUACUAUACAAUUAGAAUCACAAGAAAAUAAUUUAGAUACAGCAUCACAAAUUCAGGGUGUAGAGAUUUCUAAUCAGAGCCACAACAACACCAACAGCAAUUCAUCACACAACAACACUAAAACUAACAUCACCAAUCCAAAGGAUAAUAAUACCGAAAGUGUUGAGAAUCGCAAAACACCAUCAUCACAACAAACAACAUCGCCAUCGCCAUCACCGCCACCUCCCGAACCCAUCGAUUGGAAACCGAAUGAAAAGUGUUAUUUCUGCGUUAACGGCAAAUUACUCACACUGAACUCCAAAGGUGAACUAGUGGCCGAAUCUGGCCCAACUGGGUCUGAAACGGACCACAUAAAGAGACUUGACUGUGACAGCGAUUCGAAUGAGUCCUCUAAAUUGCCCACAGUCAGUACAAAUGGUAACGUCGCAUUAAUGACUGGCGCAAAUUCUAUGACUGGUAGCAAUAGCCUGACCCUAAGCAAAUUACUAACACAAAAAAUGGCUUCAAUGGAUUCGAUGGCAGCCCAGUUUGCAGCCAUUCAAAAUAUAUUACCAAAUUUAAAUUGGAUGAAUCAACAACAGCAACAAUCUCAACCAGAUUCGGUUACACCAACUACCUCAGAUACAUCAGCCGCCGCUAUUAGUCCUUCUCUAAAGGAUUCACCCAGUCCCAGUGAUGCCACCGGUGAACAACCUUUAGAUUUAAGUUCCAAACCGUCUCCAAACUCAUCAAUAAGUGGUGACUUGAAGAGCGUUAGAAUUAAAUCAUCACGUGCUACACCUGUUCCUUCAACACGUCGCACCUACAGCGAAGAGGACAUUAAUAACGCCAUGCACGAAGUACUUUCUGGUAGAUUGGGCACUCGCAAGGCGGCCGUUCAAUUCAAUGUGCCACGCUCCACGCUGCGCAACAAAAUGUACAAAAUGGCAACGGGUGCCAAACGUGGCGCUGAUACCCCCACAGAAAUACUACAACAAGAACUCGAAAAAGAUUUGUCGGCCGAUGAAGCUGAGGGCGAUGUGGACAGUAAUGCCUCGACGCCACAGCCAGAUGAUGAGUUGAGACGCAUCACCACACCGACAAUGUUAAAGAAAAUUGCCGCUGCCAAUAAUGGCGAGGGAGCGAUGGAUAUCGCCGAUGAGCCACUUUCGUUGAGCUCACCAAAACCCGCUCACACUGAAUCCUCUAAGCCCCAAACAAAUAAUUUACUAAACCCUAAUGCCGAACUCUCAACACCACCACAGCCACAAAUACCCCAAAUAGAUGCCACGUUACUGUUGCAGACGCUGCUUCUUUCCGACAAAAAUCUGCGUGAUCUCUUCAGUGCUUUGCUGCUGAAUUCCACCAUAAAUUUAAAGGAUGUUCUGCUGGGAGCAACUACAGCAGCCACAACUGCUGCUACGGCGGCGACGGCAGCGGCUGCUGUUGCCGCUGCUGCCACUGUCAAUGAGCCAAACACAAAUAGUCCAAACAAUGGUAACCAACAACAGGACUACCGUUCACUUUUGCAAUUACUUCUGCAGCAGCAGCAACAACAACAGCAGCAGCAGCAAUCCUCUUUUGCCCCUGGCCGCCGUUUACCAAAGUCUGAUACACCGGAAACGAAUUCAUCUAUGGAUCCCAAUGAGUCGUGUGAUGAUCCCUCCUCGGCGAUAUUGAAAAUUCCGUCCUAUACACCGGUGGCUGGAACUUCCUCGUCCAUGGGACCCAGUAGUUCUCGGGGAUCACCUGCUUUGCAUUGUCAUAACAGCAACAACAGUAAUUCCAAUCGUAACGGCGGUGGUGAUAGCCCGGGUCCGCUGAUGCUGGUGGCAGCCAAAAAUCAAUUGGGCGCCAACAAUAGCUUAUCGGUGACACCGCCCCUGCUGCAUGGCGGAGUCGAUGGCCAAAGUAAUCAACCGCUGAGAAUGCGUGAUGUCAUUGCCAAUAGCAUACAUCGGACCAUGAGCGAACAGGCCAACAAAGAUGUCCUCUUGGGUCUGGUGGCAGAUUGUGAGCGCAACAACUCUUCAGGUAUGGACUACAAGAAACCCACAAUAUCAGUGGUGAAAAAUAUUGGUGGUACUGAUACAUCGCGUUUUGGAACAGCGCCCAACCUGCUGGCAAAUGCUGCAAUGCACAAUUCACAUCAUCACCACCACAUGCAUGCCCACCAUCUGAGAAGUCAGGAAGCAGCAGCCUUGGCUGCUGGCAAAGGAACCCGGCCCAAGCGUGGCAAAUAUCGCAACUAUGACCGCGACAGCUUAGUUGAGGCUGUCAAGGCUGUGCAGCGGGGGGAAAUGUCAGUGCACCGAGCUGGUAGUUAUUACGGAGUUCCACAUUCAACACUAGAGUACAAGGUUAAAGAGCGCCAUCUAAUGAGGCCGCGAAAGCGUGAACCCAAGCCACAGCCCGGCCUCGAUGGUGCCAGCAAUAGUUCAAAAUCAAAUGCCAACAUUCCUGCAGGUCUUGACAAAUUAAAAGCCGGCAACGGACCGAAUGCCAGCCUGAAAUUAAGCGGAGCGGCUUUGAAGAGUAACGGUGGCACGGGAACGGCCGGAUUUCCGGCAAAUGUCGGUAACGGCAUGAAACUGCCUAUGUUUGAUCCCACCUUAGCACAUCUGCCCUAUGCGCCAACCAUGUUUUGGCAACACCAACAAGCCGCCUUCGGCCAAUUACAAAUGGAUUUGAAUCGUAAUGCCACAGCCGCCAGUAGUGGUGCCUCGCCCACAGAAACGGGCAGUGAAAUAUUGAAAUCACAUAUGCAGCGCUAUCAGGAGGCCACAAGCGGUGGUGGUAAUACAACAAAUUCAUCAAACGGUCCCAGUCCGAUAUCCAGUCCUCCCAUAAUAAGCGGCCAUGAUAUUAAUCGAGCGAGGGAGUUGUACGAAACAAAUGCUGCCAAUGGGGCGAAUUUCUUGGACGGUAUAAUACGUAAGACGCUCGAUCGUAAAAGUAAUGAAGUUAGUGGCAUUCCAAGCAGUAGUAGUAGUGGAGGUGGCGGCGGCGGCGGAGGUGUAUUAUUGGAUCAGUUGUUGAUGAAAAAGACCCCAUUGCCGUUUACCAACAAUCGUGGUAUGGUCGAUUACAAUAGUCUGUCCCAUUCGCCGUCCAACAAACGGACUGGUAGUCCCCUGUCAUUGCGAGCGGCAUCAAUUAAACGUGAACGCAACGAUAGUGGCAGUGAUGACGAUGAAACUUCUCAAAGUGGAGCGGAUGAGUACGAUCGCGAAAAUAACAACAACAAUAACACGAGUGGUAGCAGUAAAGGAGGUCAUGGUAGUUUGAAAACACUGUUACAUCAACGAGAUCGUCGUAUUGCUUCAAGAGAUUCAGCCUCGGAAACCGAUGCAAGUAGUUUAAAGAGUGAGCAACUGCACAACAACAACAAUAACAACAACAGUAGCAGCCAUCACAUGCAUUUGCAUCACAACAACAAUGGCAGCAAUACGAACAACAACAACAACGUUGCCAGUGAUAUAAAUGGCGGUGGUGGUGGUGCCAUCAACGUUAAACGUGAAAUUCCUACACUCGAAUCUGGCACCUCGAUACUGCAAGAGAAACUCUCACAAAUCAAGUCGGAGCAACAGGAAAACGAAGAGAACUUAUAGAAUCAAUUAUCAUACGGUUGUGGAAUGGCCGAAGGUGUUGGUGAUAUUGACAUGUUACAGCAUUACCAAUACCAGUCAAGGCGUCAUUCUCAACCCCUUUGGUAUGACCAACACCAACACCAGCACUAUGAGGAGCAACAGCAGCAGCAACAUCACCAGCAUCACAAUCCAUGGCUAACACAUCAUGGACCGGGCGGCAGUGAGACAUUAGCUAACAACUACUACAGUUACUGAAAACAAAACGACGAGACGAGAGAGAAAGUGUGGCAGUGGUAAAGCGGAAAGCGGGAAAACAGACAAACUGCUGAAACAUUAGGCAGAAGUAAUAAAUAAUAAUUUUAGUGAAAUUAAGUAAAAGAAAAACACACACAAAUCAAAUGCCUGUGCUACAGAAAUUAAAUGAAAACAACAACAACAACAAAAAACAACACAACACUACAAAAGAGAGCAUGAAAGCAUUUACAAUUGUCAAACGUGUCAAGAUGUGUAAUUUUAAAUGUCAACGUUAAUUGAAUGAAAGAAUGAAAGAAGUUAGUCAAAAUUUUUAUGUUCUCACUUUUUUUUUGUUUUCUUUUUCUUCCUAAAUAUUCUCUAUAGAAUAUUUCUGUUUUAUAAAUAAUAUUUGUUUUUUAGAAAUUUGAUUUUCUUUAAGCUAAAUGGAAGGCAAGUGAAAUAAAAGCCCACAAAGUGUAUGUAUUUAGGUUAAAGUUAACAAAAACAAAACCAAACAAACAUGAGAUAAGAAGACAAUUUGGAAAAAAACAAAAUAAUACAAAUAGUAAUACAAACAUACACUGAUAAACAUACAAACAAACAUAUAUGGUAUGGCGUUGUACAUAGAUAAUCUUAGAAAGGUAAACAACAACAACAACAACAAAAGCAAACACUUUGUCAACAACAAAACACUUUUUAACAGUUUUAAAAGCCCAAAAUAGUUAAUAAACUCAACAAAAGAACAACAACUUAACAGUACUAUAGAUUUAUAAAAGACAUCAUCAUCAACAACAACAACAACAAACAGCAACAAUACAAAUGAAAACAAUAUACAAAACAACCUACAUUAUUAACUAUAUAUAUAUACCAAAAUAUAUAUAAAAAAUAAAUAUAUUAAAUGGUUUUUUUUUACAAAGUAUAUGUAUAUAUAGAAUAAUUAUAUAUGUAUUUAUUAUUCAUGCAUAUAUAUUUAUAUAAUAUAUACAAAAUACAUAAAAUUCACUUAAUUUUUUCCUACAUACAUAUAUAAAUAUUUAUUAGUUUCCUUUUCUUUUUUGACAAUCGACGCAAUAGGCACUUGUACAAACUAAAAACAAACAAACAAACAAACAAAUGCGUUAAGCAAUAAACUAAACAAACAAUAUACG
Molecule: messenger RNA, 7859 nt
Organism: Musca domestica (house fly)
Lineage: Eukaryota; Metazoa; Arthropoda; Insecta; Diptera; Muscidae
Gene: Eip93F
Product: mushroom body large-type Kenyon cell-specific protein 1
Exons: 7
Coding region: 2581-6498 (1305 amino acids)
Biological process (GO): regulation of transcription by RNA polymerase II
Cellular component (GO): nucleus
Molecular function (GO): DNA binding
Source: RefSeq, a predicted model, not a curated record